Messenger RNA from Suillus clintonianus, 1186 nucleotides. RefSeq lists its product as uncharacterized. Gene Ontology annotation, biological process: protein phosphorylation. Lineage: Eukaryota; Fungi; Basidiomycota; Agaricomycetes; Boletales; Suillaceae. The record is from RefSeq and is a predicted model, not a curated record. Bases 54 to 1130 code for a protein of 358 amino acids. The transcript has 5 exons. Gene Ontology annotation, molecular function: protein kinase activity; ATP binding.
AUGUUUGUUCUCCAGAUUGACGGUCGUGUGGCACCUCAACCAACUUUUUGGGAAUGGCCUCAACAUCUGCAGCUAAUUCCCAUCUUACCGAAAAUGAGAUUUGGUGGAGGGACCACUACGAUUUCCUCAAAGAAAAGGGCUACAAGCUACGGAGUCGCUACAGUCCGGAUUGGGUGCCCUCUUGGACGGACACAAACAACGCUCCCAUAAAUUGCGAGGAUGGAGUCAGGUCGCCACACUACCGCCUGCUGGAUGCCCAACGUACUUGCGAUGGCGUUCGGGUGUCACUGAAAACUAUAGUCGUAUCGCGACACCCUUAUGAGAUAGAGAUUGGUCGCUUUUUCUGCAGCCCACCUCUCAGCGGUGAUCCAGCCAACCAUUGCGUGCCGAUUUACGAUGUUCUGGAGGUGCCUACCGAGGAUGAUCUUGCAAUAGUUGUAAUGCCGUUGCUUCGAGAUGCUUCGGAUCCUUAUUUUGACACGGUCGGGGAAGUUGUAGAUUGCAUCCACCAGCUUUUUGAGGGGCUGCGCUUCAUGCACAAACAUCACGUUGCUCACCGGGACUGCAUGCAGAUGAACAUACUGAUGGAUGGCAGCAUGUUCAUAGAUGCAUGGCAUCCAAGUGACCACUAUAUGUCCGAGGACUACAAACGCGUGGCUCGGCAUUGUACACGCACGCAGUCUCCUCCACGAUACUACUACAUAGAUUUUGGUAUCUCCCGCAAAUAUGAGGCCUCAAAUACCAACCCAUUGGAACAACCCAUAUUUGGUGGAGAUAAAGAAGUGCCGGAGUUCAAAGAAGACAACUACAAACCUCGGAACCCUUUCCCAACUGAUGUUUGGUAUCUUGGGCAUGCUAUCCAAGAGAUAUUUCUUGACAAUUACUCAGGCGUAGAAUUCCUGAGUGGUUUAUUAUCGGACAUGAUGCACCCAGACCCAGCGCAACGUCCAAACAUGGACGAUGUUUUUUCUCGAUUCCAGGUUCUGCGCCAGGGCCUAAGUAAAUCGAGGUUGCGUUCCCGGGUGGCCCAUAGUGAUGAUAGUUCUCUUUGGGAUUUCCUAGCCUACUGGGCACGUCGCAUUCAAUACAUAGUACGCAGGAUCCCCCCAACGCAUACCUCGCUGUCAUAGAGCGGACUUCUUUGUAACCAGUCUCCUACAAUGCACGAGUUUUCUGCUCUGAAGUC